AUGCCCCUGCAGGCGCACCCCGGCAGGGCGCACGUGACGGCGGCGGUGGUGCGGUACGCGACGCCCUUCAAGCGGCAGAAGCGGGGCCUCGUCACCAGCUGGCUCGCCACCCUGGAGGCCCCAAACAGCAGCAGCAGCAGCAUUAGCAGCAGCGCCACCACGUCAGCCGUUGCAGACGGGGCGGGCCGCGGCGCUGCGGGCGCCAACGGCCACAUGGCCAAUGGCAGCGGGUGCGCGGCCGCGGCAGCGGCGGCUGGGCCCGAGGCGGCGGCGGCGGCGGCGGAGGCGGCGGCAGCGGCGGCUCCCAGGGUGCCUGUGUGGAUCGAGCGUGGCUGCCUGCGCAUGCCAGCUUCCCAAGCAACACCUCUGCUGCUGGUGGGCCCGGGCACCGGCGUCGCCCCUUUCCGGUCGUUCCUGUGGCAGCGGGCGGCGCUCUUGAAACAGCAGAGCCAAAGUCAACAGCAGCAGCAGCAACCGGCGCCGUGUGUGCUGUUCUUUGGCUGCCGCCACCCCGACAAGGACUUUUACUACCGAGAAGAAUGGGAGCAUCUGCGGGCCGCCGGCGCGCUGGAGCCGUCGUGGGGGCUGGUGGCGGCGUUCUCGCGGCCGGGCCUGGGGGCGGACGGCGUGGCGGGCGGGGGACCGGCCGGCGGCGCCGGUGCGGCCAAGGAGUAUGUCACGCACAAGCUGAGGCAGCAUGGGGACAAGGUCUGGCGGCUGCUGGCUGAGCAGGGCGGCUGCGUCUAUGUGUCAGGGUCGGCCGACAAGAUGCCCGCUGAUGUGGCGGCCGCGCUUGAGGCGGUCGCGGUGGAUCAUGGCAGCCUUGCGCCCGAGGCGGCGGCAAAGUGGGUGCGCCAGCUGGAGACGAGCGGGCGGUAUUUCGUUGAGGCGUGGUCGUGA
This is a messenger RNA of Monoraphidium neglectum, 900 nucleotides long. Its product is annotated as NADPH-ferrihemoprotein reductase. The coding region runs from base 1 to 900 and encodes 299 amino acids. Gene Ontology annotation, cellular component: cytosol. Lineage: Eukaryota; Viridiplantae; Chlorophyta; Chlorophyceae; Sphaeropleales; Selenastraceae. The record is from RefSeq and is a predicted model, not a curated record. Gene Ontology annotation, molecular function: oxidoreductase activity; flavin adenine dinucleotide binding; FMN binding. The transcript has 2 exons.